This is a messenger RNA of Neogale vison (American mink), 5993 nucleotides long. RefSeq names its product trafficking protein particle complex subunit 12 (gene TRAPPC12). The record is from RefSeq and is a predicted model, not a curated record. NCBI's taxonomy places the organism in Eukaryota, Metazoa, Chordata, Mammalia, Carnivora, Mustelidae. Gene Ontology annotation, cellular component: TRAPP complex; Golgi apparatus. Gene Ontology annotation, molecular function: protein binding.
AUGCCUCGAAAGCGGCACGGAGAGCGCGCGCAGGCGCAAAGGCCGCAGGAGGUACACGGUCCAGACCCUACUUCCGGUCUGCGUCCGUCUUCUUCCCAGUGUCUGGUCGCCGCGGCAGCUGAGCGCCUCCGCAGUCCCAGGGGCAGGUGUCAGUUUAGGAAAGAGUUUGGACGAGAAGGGGACACCGGCUCGUGCCUGCGCCGGCGAGCUGACGAGGCUGGCCCCUGUCUGUCUUUGCCAGGCACCAUGGAGAACGCUCCCAGCGCCGGGCAGAGCGGGACGGGGGACUCGCGUCCGGCCGACGGACAAGCCGGGAGCAGCGCUCCGCAGGGAGAGCAGGGGCACCUGCUUUAUCACGAGGAAACCAUCGACCUCGGCGGGGAUGAGUUCGGGUCUGAAGAGAAUGAGACUGCGUCGGAAGAUUCUAAUAAUUUCGUAGAUAAGCUCAACGAGCACAUGAUGGAAAGCGUCCUCAUUUCUGACUCUCCUAACAAUAGCGAAGAUGACGCGGGGGACCUCGGCUGUUUGCGGGAUGUUGGGGACCCUGCAGACGGCAGCGCAGGUCCCAGACUGGAGAGUCUUGAGGACGAAGGAGCCGUGGACACCCUGAGCAAGGACAGUGACAGUGGCGGAGAGGGUGCAUCUGAAGACCUCUCUGGCACGACCCCCGACCCAGAGCACAGUCAAGUCACAGGUGUGCCGGCCUUGGGGGAGGAGGGAGCAGAGGACCCUGGCCCAGGGGACAGGAGCCCUGGCCCGGAGGGGCCGGCGGGCGCUGCACCCUUGAGGCAGUCCCCUCCCCACGAGGAGCCCAUCCCCGUGUGCACCGUCUUCAGCCAGCCGCUCCCCGCCCACUCGCAGCCACCGCCGCUGCUGCUGCGGGACGGCUUCGAGUCCCAGAUGGUGAAGUCUCCGAGCUUCAGCGGUGCCAGCGAGACGGUGGCCAAGACCCCUCCCCAGGCGGUGCAGCCAAGUCCCAGCCUGAGUAAAUUUUUUGGCGAUCCCGCCAGCACUAACUCCUUGGCCUCAGACUUCUUCGAUUCGUUCACGACGUCCACUUUCAUCUCCGUCAGUAACCCCAACGCGGGCUCUUCGGCUCCAGAAAAUCUGUCUUCGCUCUCCACUGCAGGGGGAGAGAGGUCCCCAGGUGCCGCCGAGCCUUCUCACUCCCCAGGGAUGGAAAAGUCAGAAGCAGGGGUUUCCACAGCUUCUCUAGAAAUCUCUCAGUCUCCAAAACCGUUUUCCCAGAUCCAGGCUGUGUUUGCGGGGAGCGAGGACCCCUUUGCCACAGCACUGAGCAUGAGCGAGACGGACCGCAGAAGUGACGCCUGGCUCCCCGGGGAGGCGACCAGGGACAUCCUGAUUUCAGUAGCCACCCAGCAGUACAGCACCGUGUUUGUCGACAAGGAGAGCCUCACCAUGCCGGGCCUCAAGUUUGACAACAUCCAGGGGGACGCAGUUAAAGACCUGAUGCUUCGCUUCCUGGGCGAGAGAGCGGCGGCGAAGAGACAGGUCUUACACGCGGAGUCCGUGGAGCAGACCUUCGUGGGGUUGAGACAGCUGAUCAGCUGCAAAAACUGGAGGGCAGCGGUUGACCUGUGCGGGCGCCUUCUCACCGCCCACGGCCAAGGCUACGGCAAGAGCGGCCUGCCCACCAGCCACACGGCAGACUCCUUGCAGCUGUGGUUUGUGAGGCUGGCACUGCUGGUGAAGCUGGGCCUUUUCCAGAAUGCCGAGAUGGAGUUUGAGGCCUUUGGAAAUCUAGACCAGCCUGAUCUCUAUUACGAGUACUACCCUCACGUAUACCCAGGGCGAAGGGGCUCCAUGGUCCCCUUCUCCAUGCGGAUCCUGCACGCGGAGCUUCAGCAGUACCUGGGGAAUCCGCAGGAGGCCCUGGACAGGCUCCACAGAGUGAAGGCCGUCUGCAGCAAGAUCCUAACAAAUUUGGAGCAAGGCUUAGCUGAAGACGGGACCAUGAGCAGCAUCACACCGGAGAACAGACAAGCCUCCAUCCAGCUGUGGGGGUCCCGCCUGGGCCGGGUGAUGUGCUCCAUGGCCAACUGCUUGCUGCUGAUGAAGGAUUACGUGCUGGCCGUGGACGCGUACCACGCGGCUAUCCAGCACUGCCCGGAGCAGGAGCCGCAGCUGCUCAGCGGCAUCGGCCGGAUCUUCCUCCAGAUUGGAGACAUAAAAACAGCCGAGAAGUAUUUUCAAGACGUGGAGAAAGUCACCCAGAAACUGGAUGGACUGCAAGGCAAGACGAUGGUCUUAAUGAACAGAGCAUUCCUGCACCUUGGCCAGAAUAACUUUGCCGAAGCCCACAGAUUCUUCACAGAAAUCCUCAGGAUCGACCCAACAAAUGCCGUGGCCAACAACAACGCCGCCGUGUGCCUGCUCUACCUGGGCAAACUCAAGGACUCCCUCCGGCAGCUGGAGGCCAUGGUGCAGCAGGACCCCAAGCACUCCCUGCACGAGAGCGUGCUCUUCAACCUGACCACCAUGUACGAGCUGGAGUCCUCCCGCAGCAUGCAGAAGAAGCAGGCGCUGCUCGAGGCGGUCGCCGGCAAGGAGGGCGACAGCUUCAACACACAGUGCCUCAAGCUGGCCUAGGGCCCUCGCCCUCUGGAGCCCCGGGGCCUCUGUGAGCGGCGUGUGCGGAGCUCCUACAGGAAACAACCGGCGGAGUCAGUAAAACCUUUCGCGGGUGCGGGGAGCCGUCUUGGUGCGGAGCCGCGCGCAGGCCGCACUGCCGGGCAGCUCGUCCGACUGCAGCGAGCUCCGUGCCUGCGGCUCGGCCGGCGGUCAGGAGUCCGGGGCUGACAGGCUCUGGGGAUGGCGGCCAGGCGCCGCGGUGGCUCCGAGGAGGCACUGGGUCCCUUUUUUUUAUUCUCGGAAGCUGAGCUGCUUCAUCUCGUGAUUCUGAAUGUGCUCAGAGAAAAGCUGAAAACUCUCAUAAACCGUCCUUCCUCUGUAAAUCCCCGUACAUCUGGGCAUGAAGGCAGAGAAACACCAAGCAGACCGCCCUGCCCCUGCUCUCCUUCCCCCUCACAUCCCAGAACUACACGCAUCACUUUGAUUCACCCGAUUCCUUUCCAGCUGACGCCACACUCCGUGGCCGGGUCCGGCGACAGGGCAAGAGUCCGCGGUCUUUCUUCUGUGGUUCGUCCGGCACAGGGAGGAGGGAGGGGCCCGAACGCAGCACGCCCCGAGGGAGAACACGGAGCGUGCACAAGCGGGUGCGCUCGGGGGUCUUUCUGAACCAAGCACGCCUCGAUUUCGGUGUUUUUUCAUCGCGCGUGUCGGGGCAGUCGCUUCAGUAUUUAGAGUAGCGGGAGGCGUUUUCUGCUCUACCCGCUAGGUCCUCUGGUUGGUCUGAUAAGCCAGGUGACAGGUAAAUGAGAGAAAGGUUCCAUUACGUACAGGGGACCCAUAAGGGCAGGAGCCCCAAGGACUAGCCAGGCGAUUGAGGCUUCUGUGCCAUCCUGAGCUAAGGCAGGGGCUGGGGAGAGCAGGGGAUUCACAGAACUUGGCCCCCCUGGACAGGUCAGAGUUUAUAGCCGGGAACAGCUCCCCUCUGAGCGAGAGCCCCACCCAAACCCUUCUAGUCAUUCAGGGAGAGGUCAAUGUUUUCCUUACCCCUGCUGCAUCCUGACUGUCUUCAGCUCAAAUAAUCCAUUUGCCGAAUGGAUGGGGGACGGUGGGGGACACCCAUCCCCCGCCUGCCAGGAAUUUCUGCUGCCGGGGGACCUGAGCCGCUCACUGACCUCGUCUCCUACUCCUGACAGUAGCUUCGUUCCAUUAAGCAGUUGGGUCUCAUUUUGGGAGGCAGCUGUGCAAGAGGCUGCCAGGUCGGGCCGGGGGCGAGUAACCCGGUGUUUGCCAAGAGACCUUUCUGUGGGGACAGCGGGAAACCAGCCGAAUCAGUGGCACAGGCCGCUGCCCACUUUCCAAGCCCUGGCGCUCGGAGCAGCUUCAGAUGUGUGGAAGCCAUCGGACGGUUGGCCCUGGCCUGCGGUGUGACCGUCACUGGUGAGCUUUCCGCGUGGCCCACACAGCAGUGGGCACAGAGACUGUCCACACGGGAGCCGGGGUGGUCUCCCCGAGUGCGGGGGCGGGGGGGGCAGCUCGGCCCCAGUUGCCACAGCUGCAGGAAACGGCCAGUUCUGGUUCCCGACAGCCCCAAGUGAGCAGGGCAGGGGGAGGUGGAAACUUCAGUUUGGAGAGUUGCCGCCAAAUGCAGGAGGAAAGUAGACGUUGGGACCUGGCCCAUUUUACAGGUAGAAGACAGAACCUCAGAGCCCAGGAGCAGCAUAGACUCUGCGAUCCGCGGAGGCAUGUUAGGGAAGCACAGAGUCCGCGUAGCCCCCCCCCCACUUCCAUCAGAGAACCCAGAGCAAGACUAAAUCUGGUUCCCAGUGAAGGUGUUUCAGUGACCCGGCCUGGUUAUUUACAGAAGUGCAGAAAACAGGGCUUAUUGUAUAGGCUCUAUUAAAUCUGCUUUGCUGGAACUUUCCAUAAAAGGUCCUAGAUGAAUCUCAGAAGCCUCUCCAGGCUAAGAACCCACACCAAGGACCUGCUGUCAGACUUUGCCUGCAGUACAUACAGAUUUAGGUGAAUUCCUCUCUUCUCAAGGUCCCCAAAACAUCCUGAGGUUUCUGGGCCUGCCAGGAAGUGCCCUUCCAUGCAGACAGGCCAGGCCGCCAGGCAUCCUGUAAGCGAGAGGCCAGGAUGAUGUCCCCCCAGGGUCUUACUGGCUCCAUCAAGUCAGCCUUAGUUCCCAAAAGCUGAUCAUCUCAGAGUCGUCACGUCGCUUUCAGAAAGAAUGUUCUAGUCAGGCCUAGUCAUGUAACGAACCUUCUCAUUCAUGUCCUGUCACCAGAGUGGAAUCUGAGCACAGUCAUCACACAUAAGGCCACUAAGAUGAGAACCUAAGUUGGCAGAUCCUGGAGGGAUCGGGUAGCAAGAGACACUGUUUCCUCUUUGUUCACUAAGGUGUAUCUUAAAUCGUUGAAACCUUAAGAGAAGGUGGUUUCCUUAAAUCUGGAAAAACAAAAGAACGGGCAGUGUUUCAAAGCGGAAGUCACGGAAUUACCGUUCUCCUGAAUUCAUGCAGCCCCGUGUGGUACUUGUCCCGCUUGAACCCGUGAUCCGUUAGUUCCGGAAAGCCUUACCCAGCUCACUUUUCGGCUUGGGAGAUUCUCAGAAGCGCAUCCUUGUCAAGCCCAUUCCUUGACUCUCCCUGAAGGUGAGGUGCCGUUGCGGGAAUGCUGUGGCAUCACAGUGAAGCAGCGGGUCUGUAACCAGACAGGACCUUCACUGCCCGCUGUUCACGACCCCAGGAGAGUUCGUUAUAAUGGAAUUGACCAAGCAAGGUGCUUAUUUCUGUACAUUUUAAGAUAACUGGAAUUACAACCAACAGUCUCCAGGACAUACUAGGUUUCUAGGAAUUUCAUGUAAUUCAUAGGACAUACUCAUACUCACCCCUACGGCGCAACCUAAGAAAGUUUAUCAUCAUGUAUGUGAUGUGCUUUCCAUAGAAUUCCACACCAGAUAAGCUUCCUUAACCCAACGUCAUUCUUAGUAUAAGUGGGAACAAACCUUGUGAGAUGGUCCAGGGACCCUCUGGAAAUUCUCAAAAAUUAGUUCAGAGUCAAUGAAGGCCUUAUUUAGAAUUCGAUUCUGAGAAUUUUGUCCAGAAUAUCAGCACGUUUGGACACUUGACUGAAGAGGGUCACAGACCUUUGUCGAAAAGAGUACUUGAUUAGGUCGUUUUCUUCAAAGUGCCAGAAACUGAAGACCUGGUGCACAAUCUGGGCUCCUUGGCACAUUAUUGAAAAGGUAAAGAAACUUUCACAGUCUGUUAACAGCAAAACUGAAGUCCAAGAAAAUUUCAUUUUAAGAGUAAAAACCAAUUUUGUUCCACUUGCUCUGAUAUUAAAACUAAAUUUUAACCUUAGCCAGCUUGACUACACAUUAAAAUUUCUCUUCAAAGA